Molecule: messenger RNA, 1134 nt
Organism: Vigna radiata var. radiata (mung bean)
Lineage: Eukaryota; Viridiplantae; Streptophyta; Magnoliopsida; Fabales; Fabaceae
Exons: 1
Coding region: 15-623 (202 amino acids)
Source: RefSeq, a predicted model, not a curated record
AAGAGCGAAUAGAAAUGGUAGGAAAGGUACAAGAAUGGCUAUGCGUGUGGAAUUGGAUUCAUCGUCGAAAUUGGAGAUGCAGUCAGCAGCGUUUCAUGCACGACGGCCCAGACACCGUAGAAGAGCUUCUCGACAGGCACCUCGUCAAAAACAAAAACGAUAACGACGAGUUCGAGAAUCGGAGGCAACUCACCAGCACUCGCUGCGAAGCUCUCAGUCUGUACCGAGACAUUCUCUGCAAUGCCACCUCUCUGCAAUGCCUGGAAAGGCUCAAUACUACUGCCUGCAACCGGAUGGAAGUCAUGUGUCAUGGGUUCAAACUUCUGCAACCUAAUACUCGAGGUAUGGAACCGGAUCGACCUUGUCUUCGAAGCUUCCAACCUGUCCACCUCCGUCUGUGUCUGCAACGAUUCCGGCCUGUAACAACACACCACCCAUCAUCUGCGCCAUUGUCGUCAACACCAAAGGCAGCAUGUCUUCCAUGGACGAAGGUUCACAUGGUCGACCUAAGCAUGGACGGACGGACGAAGGUUCACAGCCAACCGGAAACGACACCAACAGCACCUGAAAAAGUCGCGCAGAGCUUGCCUCGAUCCGGAUACAUCUGCCAUGGAAAAUGUUGAAGAAGGCGGAUCCGGAUACGACAAUCUUGUAUUCGGAUACGCCUCGUUUGGACUCCUUCACCGUGAACCGGAUACCCUCUUAUUGAAACCAGAUACACACGCAACUGCUUGACCUCUUCAAUCCCUCCUUCCACGAUCUGCAUCGUCUUCGUCAUCAUCGUCAACACCGUUCUUCAUCAUCAACAACAUUCUUCAUUAUCAGCACCGUUCUUCGUCCUCCCAUCACAUGGCACAGUACAAACUCGUGAAUGCACAGUAUGUUUAUGAAUUUUUAUGUUUUAUUGAUUUCUGUUGUAAUUGAAUUGUUCGUACAGGGGCACAAGCGUCUUUGCUUAGGAAAUCACCUUAAAUCCUCUCAGAUUAGCGAGAUCACUUUAACACUACCAUCCCGCAAAUCAGCCGAUUGUUAUCUUCGCAAAUCAACACAAAUCAUCUCAAGCGAACACCUCCACUUUUACAAUUCCAUCGUCUCAAAUUCCUGUGAACAGUGUAUUCCAUUCAAAGGAACACA